GGUCAAUUUGUAUUGUUCUUAUAUAAGUAACUUUUAUGUAUACUAUUCAUACAUUUCGUUGUUCAAUAUUUGCAAUGCAGGCGAUUAUCUUACUUGUAUGUUUGUGUGAAGUAAUAGUAAUAUAUGCAAAUAAUGACAUUAGCUGUAAACAGACGAGUAAAACCAUUAAUACAACAGUUGGAUCCACAAACGUUUUAAAAUGUCUCGUCAGUAAACAGUUGCCGUCCACUUGGGAGUAUGGAAACUUUACUAUUGCAGACGGGACAAAAAUAAACCCAAAGUUUCAACACAAGUUUACUAUUAAUCGCAUCGGCCAAGAAUACAAUUUACAAAUAUCCAAUAUCUCGACAACUGAUAGUGGGAAAUACUAUUGCGUACAAAAAAGUUUCCAGUACUGUGUAGAGUUAUUCGUAAUAGAGGCUCCAGAAAUUUCUGUUAUUCAGCUUGGCGAUGGUUCCUUGGUGUGUAUUGCAAGUGGUUUUCCAGAUAACUAUAGCUUCUCUAGAUGGGAACACAAAUCUUCAACGGGGAAACACUUAAGAUAUCUAAAUGGGACCGAAAAUGGAAUUCUGAAUUUUGACACUUUGGAGGCAAACAGUGGACUUAUGUACAAUUUGGACGGAAUAUAUGUUUGUCAAAUUGGUAAUCACAGGGCAGAAAAUGAUGAAGGCAGUUUUCAAAAUGGGUUUGCAGAUAUCAUAUUUAAAGGAAAGCCAGAAUGUCUUGGUAGAACUGUUGAAAUUGCUCAAACAGAUGGUUCUAUCACAUUACAAGUCAAUGUUUACAGUUCAAGCAAUAUAUCUUGCAACUUGAUUGAUUCGGAGGAGGACCUUCCUGUAAAACAGUCACCAAAACACAAAGUAACAAUAACUAAAAGUCAAACAAUGGUAGAAAUGUAUAAUCAUCAAGUACGACUAAAUUCAACCAAAAUCAUUUUGGAGAUAUUUGACAUUGAUCAGCAAGACACAAGAAGCUACAGACUUAAAGUAUCUAAUGAGUAUGGAAAACGUUACUGUACCGUAUUAUUACCAGAGAAACGAAAGGGAAGGAGGAAACACGGCACAGUCAAAUUAGCAUUACUAUCAUGUGGAAGUGCUGGUUUUUUAUUGUUGAUUAUUGCUAUUGUUUUGAUAAAAAUUGGAAAACACAGAGUUUCAAAGAAAACACAAAAGAGAGAAAACAUAUGCUACCACAGACAUGAGAAACAGUUCAAUACAUAUUCUAUGGCGAAAAUGAGAAAUGAAGUAUUCGAAGAGGUGACACUCAACAUGGAUGAACGUGACAAGGGAAAACGAUUUACAAUAUGUUCUGUAAUACAAGACGUUUAGCAGUGACGCAUAUUAGACUUAAAACCACUCAAACUUCGUUUGGUUUUCACCAGCUUCAAGGACAUUAGUUGUUGUUUUUCCAAUAAGCAACAUUUUAAGUCCGUUGGAGUUCUAUAACUCUAUUAAAAAAAAAGUUAUUAUAUCAAUAACUCAGAUGCGGCAGCUAGUUUCAUAUUUCAUCUUUCCAUGCAGUCAUCUUGUUGUACAAAUUAAUAAUUUGGUUUGGUGUUCAAACAGUUCUUCAUGUCUAUAAAUUCAUUCACAGUCCAUCCUGUACAGAUGUGUAUACUUUAUGACCAUAGCAG
Messenger RNA from Mytilus trossulus (common blue mussel), 1633 nucleotides. RefSeq lists its product as uncharacterized. The coding region runs from base 36 to 1328 and encodes 430 amino acids. The record is from RefSeq and is a predicted model, not a curated record. NCBI's taxonomy places the organism in Eukaryota, Metazoa, Mollusca, Bivalvia, Mytilida, Mytilidae. The transcript has 7 exons.